AAAAAAAAAGAUUGAUGGAAGGAGCACUAAUUCCAAAGCUAUAAAACCUCGGUUAAACCUUGAAUCUGUGCUGGUUUCUCUUGUUCGUCAUCAUCCUCCGUGAAUAGGGUUUACUUUCUCUAUUUUUUUUUUCGAAUCGAUUCCAUUGCGUCUCUCAAAGAUUUGACAGUGUUUGAUUGCACAAUUUGUGAAGAUGCCUCGUCCCAAAAGAAAAGCGGCCCCACCAAUCACUUCUUCUGAUGUUGAUUCUUCUCUUCGUACCGAACCAAAGAAAUCAACCACAAAGCAAUUUGAUCGAAUAGAUAACCUAUUCGAAUCGUAUGCAAACAAGUCACUGGGUUUGAUUGACCCAGACGGGAUUGUGGCAUUUUGUAAAGAUGUGCAUGUGGAUCAUACAGAUGUUAGAAUGCUGAUACUUGCUUGGAAAAUGAAAGCUGAAAAACAAGGUUAUUUUUCCAAGGAUGAGUGGCGAAAAGGGCUCAAAUGUUUAGGGGCCGACACACUCCCAAAGUUACGAAAGGUCGUUGGUGGACUGAAGAAAGAGGUGAUGGUACCAGAGUGCUUUGAGGAUUUUUAUUCCUAUGCAUUUCAAUACUGUCUGACAGAAGAUAAGCAAAGGAGUGUAGAUAUUGAGACCAUCUGUGAGCUGUUGAAUGUCGUUCUGAGAUCUGAAUUCCCUACUCAAGUUAAUUUAUUAACUGAGUAUCUAAAGGUCCAAAACGACUACAGGGCACUAAACAUAGAUCACUGGAGAAAUUUUUAUCGGUUUUUUAAGGAGGUAAGCUUUAGUGAUCUUCGAAGUUAUGAUUCCAGUCAAGCAUGGCCCGUGAUCCUCGACAAUUUUGUUGAAUGGUUAAAAGAAAAACCAGAGAAAAUAUAGUUCUCACCUUUCUCAAGUUUCUGUUCAUUUUUAAUCUGCCAACUCCGAACGAGAAUACUGUUUGAAGCGGAUAUACAAUUGUAUAUGGCUGAUCUGAGUAAUCAGUUCGCAGUUUUUCUGCAGAAUUAAUCCCAUGUAACAACAACUUCAUACAUUGUCAACUGUCAAAGUUAUAUUCACUUUUCUUCAUCUGGA
This is a messenger RNA of Vigna unguiculata (cowpea), 1075 nucleotides long. RefSeq lists its product as uncharacterized. The record is from RefSeq and is a predicted model, not a curated record. Gene Ontology annotation, molecular function: ubiquitin-like protein binding; ubiquitin conjugating enzyme binding; cullin family protein binding. Gene Ontology annotation, cellular component: ubiquitin ligase complex. Gene Ontology annotation, biological process: protein neddylation. Lineage: Eukaryota; Viridiplantae; Streptophyta; Magnoliopsida; Fabales; Fabaceae.